CACAAGCAAACUCGCCUCCCCGCCCCGCUUGCCAUGUCCCGCCCGCUCAGCAGCCAGUACGCCGCCCUCCUCUCUGCCGCCGCCCGCACCGAGCCGCACGUCGCUGGCGCACUCCACUGCGUCAUCCUCAGGACCCUACCACACCCGCCGCCCACCUACCUCCUCAACCACCUGCUCACCGCCUAUGGCAAGGCUGGCCGCCACGCGCGCGCGCGCCGCGUGUUCGACGCAAUGCCCCACCCGAACCUCUUCACCUACAACGCGCUCCUCUCCACUCUCGCCCACGCUAGGCUCCUCAGUGACAUGGAGGCCCUCUUCGCAUCCAUGACACAGCGCGACAUUGUCUCCUACAAUGCGGUCAUCGCCGGCUUCUCUGGUGGUGGCUCGCAUGCUCAGGCAGUCAGGGUGUACCUCGCGUUACUUCAGGCGGAUAGUAGCGUCAGGCCUAGCCGAAUCACAAUGUCGACCAUGGUCAUGGCAGCAUCGGCCUUGGGUGACCGCGCCCUUGGUAAGCAGUUUCAUUGUCAGAUUCUGCGGCUUGGGUUUGGGGCGAAUGCCUUUGUCGGGAGCCCACUGGUUGAUAUGUAUGCCAAGAUGAGCCUCGUUGGAGAUGCCAAGCGAGCCUUCGAUGAAGUGGACAGCAAGAAUGUGGUGAUGUAUAACACGAUGAUCACCGGGCUGCUCCGAUGCAAGAUGGUUGAAGAAGCAAGGCGAUUGUUUGAGGUAAUGACGGACAGAGAUUCCAUUACAUGGACCACAAUGGUUACGGGGUUCACCCAGAAUGGAUUGGAGUCAGAGGCUCUUGAAAUUUUUAGGAGGAUGAGGUUUCAGGGCAUUGCUAUUGAUCAGUACACCUUCGGAAGCAUCCUUACAGCUUGCGGUGCCCUUUCAGCCUUGGAACAGGGGAAACAGAUCCAUGCCUACAUAAUUAGGACUCGCUACGAUGACAAUGUCUUUGUCGGGAGUGCGCUUGUUGACAUGUACUCAAAGUGCAGGAGCAUCAAACUGGCAGAAACUGUUUUCAGGAGGAUGACGUGCAAAAACAUCAUCUCGUGGACUGCAUUGAUUGUUGGUUAUGGACAGAAUGGGUGCAGUGAGGAGGCUGUCAGGGUGUUCUCUGAGAUGCAAAGGGAUGGCAUUGAUCCUGAUGAUUACACCCUAGGAAGUGUUAUAAGUUCUUGCGCUAACCUAGCAAGCUUAGAGGAAGGAGCUCAGUUCCACUGCCUAGCGCUUGUGUCAGGAUUGAUGCAUUACAUCACAGUGUCCAAUGCACUAGUUACCUUGUAUGGGAAGUGUGGUAGCAUUGAGGAUGCACACAGAUUGUUUGAUGAGAUGUCGUUUCACGAUCAAGUCUCCUGGACAGCACUUGUCUCUGGGUACGCUCAGUUUGGGAGGGCAAAAGAAACUAUCGAUUUGUUUGAGAAGAUGUUGGCUAAGGGCGUGAAGCCUGAUGGAGUAACAUUUAUCGGCGUUCUUUCUGCUUGCAGUCGUGCCGGGUUUGUUGAGAAAGGCCGCAGCUACUUCCAUUCCAUGCAGAAGGACCAUGGUAUUGUGCCCAUAGAUGAUCACUACACCUGUAUGAUUGACUUGUAUAGCAGAUCUGGGAAAUUAAAAGAAGCUGAGGAGUUCAUAAAGCAGAUGCCGAUGCACCCUGACGCAAUUGGAUGGGGAACAUUGCUGAGUGCUUGCAGGUUGCGUGGUGACAUGGAAAUCGGCAAAUGGGCUGCUGAGAAUCUCUUAGAAAUCGAUCCUCAGAACCCGGCAAGCUACGUGUUGCUAUGCAGCAUGCAUGCUGCUAAAGGUCAAUGGAAUGAGGUUGCCCAGCUAAGGCGUGGAAUGAGGGACAGGCAAGUGAAGAAGGAGCCAGGUUGUAGCUGGAUCAAGUAUAAGAAUAAAGUUCACAUCUUUUCUGCUGAUGACCAGUCUCACCCCUGCUCCAAGGGAAUUUAUGAAAAGCUUGAGUGGCUCAACUCCAAGAUGCUUGAAGAAGGAUACAAACCUGAUGUCAGUUCAGUGCUGCAUGAUGUUGCAGAUACUGAUAAGGUUCACAUGGUCAGCCAUCACAGCGAAAAGCUUGCGAUUGCUUUCGGAUUAAUAUUUGUUCCACAGGAAAUGCCAAUUCGAAUUGUCAAGAAUCUGCGGGUUUGUGUAGAUUGUCACAAUGCUACAAAGUUCAUAUCUAAGAUUACUGGCCGUGAUAUUCUUGUGAGGGAUGCUGUUAGAUUUCACAAGUUCAGCGAUGGGGUAUGCUCUUGUGGAGACUUCUGGUGAUGACAAUCUUUCUGACUGUGACCAAUAUCAUUCAUUCAAGCAUGAAAUUUGACUGGGAGUUUGACCAAUAUAUUGAGCACUGCUAAAGAAGCUGAAUUCGUGGUGUUCAGUUCUUCAGAGAUUGCUUCCGGUGUUGCUCUUGCUGCAACCGGGGAAUGCAGACGUUCUUUGAUCGAGAGAGCUACUGCUAGGUCUGUUCCCGAGCAUUUUUCCAUGGUGUUCUCUAUUUCAAUUGAAUGCCAUAGAAAUAGUUGUGGAUAUACAAUAUUGCUGCAGUUGUUUUCGAGAAAAAACAUUGCUGCAGCUUAAAUCAGGUGGACAUAUAUUUGUGAGAGGGUGACAAAGCUGUUCUAGGUUCUCUCCUUAACUUUGGCACAACCAGCUUGUGAAGUAUUAAUGUCUGGUUUACAUCAGCUGGAAUAGCAGAUUUAAUUCAAGGGGCUAAUAUGCAGUCAAAUGAAGAACAAUGAUGAUGAGCCUAUGUCAAUGACAUUGCUUUCUGGAAUGUCUAUCAAUCUUUGUCUGAAGAUUGCGUGAAGCGACCAUAUUUCUUGGCCAGGUAGAUUCACCAAACAUGAAUUGCUGCCAAGACCUAAGUUCCUAAGUUGAUUCCUUCUAUUUUUCUAUUUUUAAGUCUUGUCUACCUUUUUUAGUUGGUCUUGCAAGUGCUUAUGUGGAUCUAACUAACACUCGCUUGUUUAAGUAUUUAUAACCAGGGUAUGAUUUAAAUAUUACUGUAAUACACAAUAUAUCACGUUAAAGAAUCUAUCUAAUUAUGUA
Molecule: messenger RNA, 3051 nt
Organism: Sorghum bicolor (sorghum)
Lineage: Eukaryota; Viridiplantae; Streptophyta; Magnoliopsida; Poales; Poaceae
Product: putative pentatricopeptide repeat-containing protein At1g68930
Exons: 2
Coding region: 34-2271 (745 amino acids)
Biological process (GO): RNA modification
Molecular function (GO): zinc ion binding; RNA binding; protein binding
Source: RefSeq, a predicted model, not a curated record